Messenger RNA from Topomyia yanbarensis, 1263 nucleotides. RefSeq lists its product as uncharacterized. The record is from RefSeq and is a predicted model, not a curated record. NCBI's taxonomy places the organism in Eukaryota, Metazoa, Arthropoda, Insecta, Diptera, Culicidae. The transcript has a single exon. Gene Ontology annotation, molecular function: nucleic acid binding. The coding region runs from base 1 to 1263 and encodes 420 amino acids.
AUGUGCUGGAUAAACUCGGAUCAUCGACGGUACUCCCAGUUUGUAGCGUUUCGAGUUAGCGAGAUUCUCGAAAUCACUGAGAUAAAUGAAUGGCGCUGGGUGCCCACCAAGCUCAACGUAGCCGAUGACGCUACCAAAUGGACUGAUCAGCCGGAUAUGACUCCCGACAGUAGAUGGUUUAAAGGACCAGAUUUUCUUUGGCGUCCGGAGGCGGAGUGGCCACAAUCGCCGGCCAAAAGCGGUUCCACAAUCGCAGAGCUUCGCCCCAAUCUUCUGUUACACUACACGGUCCCUGAAGCAGUAAUCGAUGUGAAUAAGUUCUCCAGCUGGAAGCGACUCGUCAAUAUCGUCGGAUAUGUAUACCGCCUUCCAGCCAACUGCAAACUGAAACUCCAAGGGAAGCCGAUCGUUUCGGGUCCACCAACAACAGAAGAGCUCAAGAAGGCAGAGAGCUACCUUCAUCGCCACGCGCAACUGGAAGCAUACCAAGGAGAAGUGACCCUAUUGCGUAGGGCACAGGAAUUCCCGGAAGAACCACGCAAGCAAAUUCCAAAGAACAUCGAAAUGUACCAGCUAACGCCCGUACUCAAUCAACGGGGCGUCAUCAGGAUGAAGGGUAGAACACAGUUCUGCGACUACGUAACAGAAGACGCAAAGAAUCCUAUUGUUUUACCUCACGACCACCACCUAACCACCUUGAUCAUAGCAUACUACCACCAAAAAUACCACCACCAGAACCAUGAUACCACCAUAAAUGAAAUCCGACAGAAAUAUAAGAUUUCGCGAGUAAGAGUUUGCUACGCUAAAGUCAGAAGGCAAUGUCAACGUUGUAAAGAUGAUAACUCAGUUCCACGUCCUCCAAUCAUGGCCGAUCUCCCGCCAGCACGGCUCGCGGCAUUCUCACGUCCAUUCACGCACGUUGGGAUCGACUACUUCGGGCCAAUGGAGGUCGUCGUCGGUAGAAGAGUGGAAAAACGAUGGGGAAUGCUCGCAACCUGUUCAACCAUUCGUGAGAUACACAUUGAGCUGGUACACUCACUUAGCACGGACUCAUGCAUCAUGGCUCUACGCAGCUUUAUCGCCCGUCGCGGUUCGCCCAGGAUGAUAUACAGUGACCGUGGGACAAACUUUGUCGGCGCAAGUCGAGAACUACGGAAUGCCGAGUCCGCUAUCAACCAACAGGCGAUGAUGGCAGAGUUCGUCAGCUCCGAAACUAAAUGGUUGUUCAACCCUCCAGCUUCGCCGCACAUGGGCGGCAGUUGA